Messenger RNA from Candoia aspera, 1700 nucleotides. RefSeq names its product actin binding Rho activating protein (gene ABRA). The record is from RefSeq and is a predicted model, not a curated record. Gene Ontology annotation, cellular component: sarcomere. The coding region runs from base 50 to 1219 and encodes 389 amino acids. The transcript has 2 exons. Gene Ontology annotation, biological process: positive regulation of Rho protein signal transduction; positive regulation of transcription by RNA polymerase II. NCBI's taxonomy places the organism in Eukaryota, Metazoa, Chordata, Lepidosauria, Squamata, Candoiidae. Gene Ontology annotation, molecular function: actin binding.
CUAAGUUAGUGUUAACACAAGUAAAGGUUGGGAAACCAUAGACAAAGCCAUGCCUCCAGAAGAACAUCAGUGUGCCACGCCUGCCAAGAGGGCCAUCAAAAAGAUCCGAAUGACUAGCUUUGUAAUCAGCUUGGCACGAGGUUGGCAACAGUGGGCAACUGAACACAACACAAAGCAAGCCCAGGAACCUAGUGGAUGGGUGCCUAAUGAAGAGAAAUCACCAAAUGCCCCAAGAGAGUGGACAAUUCCAAAACAAUUGCCACCUUUCAAGAAAGACCAGUCAAAAGAUGAGAUACAGUUUCCAUUGGAACAGCAAGUGUCAAACAAAGAUGGAGAACAAAGUCCAAGUGAGUCCUCAGAAGCUCUUGAAAAAUUUAAUAUUAGAAGUAAAGAAGUUACUAAAAGCAUAGUAAGGUCACUCUCUGAAAGAAGCAGUGACAUUGGUGGUCUCAGCAACAAAUAUGAACAAGAUGAAUUUGCUGAGACAGGAAAGAUCAUCAAUGACCCUAAAAAUAUUGAUCAAAUCCUUCAUAGUAGAAUGUCUCCUACAAGAAGGAGAAAGUGCUCUAAUCUGGUAUCAGAGAUGACAAAGGGAUGGAAACUUUUAGAACAAGAAGAACUACAGGAUUAUCGCAGCAACAGCCUGGAUACAGAGGACAGUGGCUAUGGUGAAGACACAGAGGAUAGACUUGACACAGAUCAUAAUAUUCAAGAAAUACGGAGUGUUGUGAGGAUAAAACAUCCCAUGGCCUCACAUAAAAAUAGAAACCUCAAGUUGUCUAAGAAUUAUAGUCCUGUCUACACUCUAAAGGGGCGAUGGGAAGAAUGGGCCGAUGAACAUGUGACAAUACAAAAACUCAACCCUUUCAGUGAGGAGUUUGACUAUGAGCUUGCUAUGGCCACCCGUCUGCAUAAAGGAGAGGAGGGCUAUGGCUAUCCUAAAGAAGGCACAAAAACAGCAGAACGGGCCAAGAGAGCAGAGGUCCAUAUCCACCGGGAGAUGAGAGACAUGUGUUUCAUCAUCAGAACAAUGGCUCAGCCCCAACGUGAUGGCAAGAUCCAAGUCACUUUUGGUGAUCUCUUUGACAGAUAUGUUCAUAUUUCAGAUAAAGUGGUUGGAAUACUCAUGAGAGCCAGAAAACAUGGGAUGUUAGACUUUGAGGGAGAAAUGUUAUGGCAAGGGCGGGAUGAUGCUGUUGUAAUAACUUUGUUAGAAUAAGUUCUUUUUUUCCCCACAGGAUAAGCCAAAGGGCAUCCUCACAUUCAGAAAGUUUUAUCAAAGGGUUUAUCAGAAUGACCAACAGAGACAUCAGAGCUUUCAUCAGUAGUCAGAAAUUCCUAUACAUUAUUACUUAACAAUAGUAUCUCCAUAUUAUUCCAUCUCCACAUUAUCAAGUACAUAGAUUGUUCAGCCAGUACUGAUUUAACUAUGUUUGUUAAGAUUUCUAUAUAAGAGAAUGAAGAUGAUAUAUAAGAUGGCCCACUUCAGCUGCCUUCUGGAUCCAGAUGAAGACUAUUAGACACUUGGCGAUUUUUCAGAGAUCUGGUACGCAAUUCUAUUGAUUGCCUGGUUAGCACUGGGAACAUGAGGCAACUUGAUGUGAUUGCUCUGUCUCUAAGUUCAUUAAUCUCAGUUCACUCUUUGCUUACCAAGAACCUCCAGGAGAUAAAAUGACAUACAAGCAGCUUAGAGCAUCUGU